Centropristis striata (black sea bass) is the source of this 1953-nucleotide messenger RNA. RefSeq names its product vesicle amine transport 1-like (gene vat1l). The transcript is spliced from 9 exons. The record is from RefSeq and is a predicted model, not a curated record. NCBI's taxonomy places the organism in Eukaryota, Metazoa, Chordata, Actinopteri, Perciformes, Serranidae. Bases 272 to 1513 code for a protein of 413 amino acids. Gene Ontology annotation, molecular function: zinc ion binding; oxidoreductase activity.
UACUUUAAGCCUCACUAUCAUCAAAGGCAGUCACGUUACACAGGGAUGCAUUGUAGUCCAGAUUUUUCUUUAAAAAAUGUAAAGUUUAUUUGAAUGAAUCUACGUGACUUGAAUAGAAAAAAAUGACAACUAGGCUCAGAACUUAAAUUGCGCAUGAGUGAGUAGUAGCAGAGUGGACAGAGAGAUCUCAGGCUCCACGGUGGAUCACAUCCACACAGGCUGCACACCACAUCACUCUGAUCCUAGAGAGGCAGAGCAGAGGGUCUCCGACAUGGCUAAAGAAGGAGCAGAUAUGACAGAGGAGACCGAGUACAUGAUAGACAAAACCGUGGCGAAAGAAACAGAAAACGUGGAGUCUCCAGGCGAUGCGAAAGAAAUGCGAGCGGUGAUUCUGGCAGGUUUUGGAGGUCUAAACAAACUCAGGGUAACCAAGAAGGCAAUGCCCGAGCCUCUGGAUGGGGAAGUGAAGAUACGCGUCAAAGCAUGUGGCUUGAAUUUCUUGGACCUGAUGGUACGCCAGGGGACUAUUGACAAUCCACCAAAACCUCCUCUGGUCCCUGGGUUUGAAUGCUCUGGAAUAGUGGAGUCAGUGGGUGAAAACACAACAGGGUUUGAGAUAGGCGACAGAGUUAUGGCAUUUGUCAAUUACAAUGCCUGGGCAGAAGUUGUUUGCACGCCAGUGGAUUUUGUCUACAAAAUGCCAGAGGAAAUGAGUUUUGCUGAGGCUGCUGCAUUCUCCCUGAACUUCGUGGCCGCAUAUAUGAUGCUCUUUGAGGUCGCCAAUCUGCGAGAGGGAAUGUCAGUGUUGGUUCACUCAGCAGGAGGUGGUGUAGGUCAAGCUGUGGCUCAGCUCUGCUCCACUGUUCCUAAUGUCACUGUGUUUGGGAUCGCCUCAUGUUUCAAACACGCAGCCAUCAGAGACUCGGUGACUCACCUCUUUGACAGAAACGCUGAUUACAUACAAGAAGUGAAAAAGAUUUCCCCAGAGGGCGUAGACGUCGUGUUGGACUGUCUGUGUGGGGAGAACACGGGGAAAGGCCUGACGCUGCUGAGGCCUCUGGGAACCUACAUACUCUAUGGCGCAUCAAACAUGGUAACUGGGGAAACAAAGAGUUUCUUCAGCUUUGCAAAAUCUUGGUGGCAGGUGGAGAAGGUGAACCCUAUUAAACUAUACGAGGAGAACAAAGUCAUAGCAGGCUUCUCGCUGCUCAACCUUCUCUUCAAACACGGGAAAUGUAGUCUUGUGAAGUCAGUGAUGGACAAACUGUUGUGUCUCUACGAGCAGAAGAAGAUCAAGCCGGUGGUGGACUCCCUGUGGGCCCUGGAGGAGGUAAAAGAGGCCAUGCAGAGAAUUCAUGACAGAGGAAACAUAGGAAAACUCAUUCUGGAUGUGGAGAAGUCUCCCACCCCUCUGAUGGCCAACGACAGCACAGAGACCAGUGAGGCGGGAGAGGAAGAGGAGGAGCCGGAGGGAGACAACGACAGCAAGGAGCGGAUGCCUUUCAUCCAUUAAAGCCCACUGACCCUCCGCCCGCCACACAUGUAGAGACUGUCCCCACAGAGGAACACAUCCACACACACGUGUUGUGCAGUAUGUACGUAUGCAUGUGCUGUUUGCAUGUAUGCAUGAAUGGAUGUAUGUACAGUAUGUGUUUGUGUCUGUCAGCUGAUAGGUCAAGAGAAAUGUUUGGGUUUACGAAGAGAAACUAAAUGUUUGUCAACCAGGCGAGAGGUGCAAGUGCCAUUUUCAGUAUAUUAUUAUUAUAAUAUUUACAGUAUUAUGAAGUCAUAGCCAAUAAUGUCAAUAGAUUUAUGUCCAUUUCACAAUUGAUUGUAUCUGCCAACAGUUUAUUUGACUGAAUUAGCAUUUAAACCUGCUGACUUGCUAUUAUCACUUUUAGGUUAGUUCCCUUAAAAACAGAUUACUAGAGCACUUAAGGUGUCAUAUAUAUA